AUGCAAAGGGAAAUUGAAAGCGUAAUUGAAUACGAUGAUAAAGCCGUAACGAUACUUGCAGAGCUGGGUUACGUGCUUUGUACAUAUUUUAAGCCAACGAAAGUCAAUCUACCUAACAGCGAAAACGCCGGGCAAAAUGGAGAAAGUGGUCAUCAGGGCAUUAAGCUAAAGGCGUUCGAGUUAAAGAAAUUCGACGGAAAGCUGGAAAAUUGGUUGCCAUUUUGGGAUCAGUUCAAGCUAGCUGUGCAUGAGAAUCGAAAAUUAUCAACGGCUGCAAAAUUUAAUUUCCUCAGCGAAUCUUUAAUUGGGAAAGCUGCGACUACAACAGCGGGGUUUACGUCAUCUGACCAAUGUUACAACGAUGCCAUAGCUCUGUUGCAAGAGGAGUACGGCAAUAGCGAAAAAUUAGUAGAAAAUUUUCUACAGAAAUUGAUGAACCUUAAGUUAGUACAGUCGUCGAGCGACGUUCAUGGUCUGCGACAACUGUAUAAUCAGGUGAGCGCCAUCAUGAGAUCCCUAACGGCACUUCAAAUACCAUCGUCUAACUAUGAAGUUAUGGUAAAGUCGGUAUUGCUGAAAUGUCUAUCAGCGGCCAUGCGCAUUCAAUUCCAUAGAUCAGCCGGGAGAGGAUCUCUCUCCAGCACGUUGCUCAACUCCACCGCUGAUAGCUCACAAAAUUGCGGCUCAAGUGACGCAGAGUUAAAGACUCUCCUGGACUUUAUCAGAGUCGAACUUGAAGCUCUGGAAAAGUGGUUGUUGUCAAAGCGUGAAUAUAACCGGCAUGAAGACCGCGAGCGAAAAGGAGGGCACGUAAAGGCACGUACCGCCACUGGCUUGUUUACCAGCUCGAGCGAUAAGCAACAGCAAUGUGUUUUUUGUAAGAAAAAUAAUCACUACACAAAAAACUGCAAGAGUAAUUUGAGUGCGGAACAGCGGAAAUUGGCCAAUUGGGAUGACGAAAUUAUCUAUUAUGGUUGCACCAUGUAUCAAAACUUUAUGCAUUGA
Molecule: messenger RNA, 1005 nt
Organism: Rhagoletis pomonella (apple maggot)
Lineage: Eukaryota; Metazoa; Arthropoda; Insecta; Diptera; Tephritidae
Exons: 2
Coding region: 1-1005 (334 amino acids)
Source: RefSeq, a predicted model, not a curated record